Messenger RNA from Penaeus monodon (black tiger shrimp), 1491 nucleotides. RefSeq names its product E2F-associated phosphoprotein-like. Lineage: Eukaryota; Metazoa; Arthropoda; Malacostraca; Decapoda; Penaeidae. Bases 84 to 1202 code for a protein of 372 amino acids. Gene Ontology annotation, cellular component: nucleus. The transcript has 7 exons. Gene Ontology annotation, biological process: positive regulation of cell population proliferation. The record is from RefSeq and is a predicted model, not a curated record.
UAUACGAAUGAUCCCUGAAGAGUAAGGCUGUGCGAGAUACCCAGCGAACGUAUACAUUGUGGCUAAACAUUGCACUGCAAGACAUGGAUCUCUAUUCGUUUAAGGGAAGGAGUCCAGAAAGUGAUGACGAUUACCUAGACUGGAGUGAUGAUGAAGACCUUAUUUGUAAUUCCAAGUAUUAUGUCAGUUCUGAUGAGGACGAUGAUGACUUAAACCUCUUCACAAACUUCAGAAAACCAGUUAAAAUUUGCUCAAAACCAGUGAACACAAAUAAUGAAGAAGAUGAAUUUGAAAAGGAAAUGGCCUCUGAACUCUCAGCAACAAUGAACUGCUUGACUACUGCCUUCAGCAAAGGCAAGGACGAUGGAGUUAAAGCAGGCCCAAGUCAAGUGGAACCAGAGAAGAUUCAAGUCAAGGAUUCUGAAGAGAAUGACUCAGAGUUUUAUGAUGAUGUGUACUUUGACUCAGAUGACUCUGAAGUUGAAGACUCUGCUACUGCUGAAAGGAAGAUGCCAAAGCCAAAGACGGGAAGGGAAAAGAGACGCAUUCUCUCCAACGAUGAACUUUUUUAUGAUCCGCAAAUGGAUGAAAGCCAAAAUGGGUGGAUCAAAAAGGGAGGUCUAUCAGAUCAAAAAAAAAGGCAUAAUCCAUACAGACGCAGCAGUAACCCUGGCAAAGGGGACCCUCAACCCUUGCCGCAGAGUGAUGCUGUGCUGAACUGUCCUGCCUGUUUAACAACACUCUGCAUGGAUUGCCAAAGACAUGCUAUUUAUAACAACCAAUACAGAGCAAUGUUUGUUUUCAAUUGCACUGUUGACUGGUCAGAAGGUUUGAAAUUCCCCACAAAAGGACAAAAGAAAAAGGAAUUCCUCAAGAACAAAAGGAAGAACAAAUACAGAAAGGAGCAAGGUGCCAGAGAGUCUGAGGAACCUAUAGUGGAGGGAAUGGAAUCCUCAGAAAAAGGCAGGGAGGUUGAGUCAUCCAUGCAGCCUGAGAACAGCAUGGAUUUUCAACAAAGAAAUAGUAAGGCCAGUCAUCAGGCACUUGAAGGUGGUGGCAUAAUAGAACCAUUGCAAGCAGAGAAGUCUAUUCCUGAGGGCAGUAAGAGUAUCCUGUCAAAGGACAUGUUAGAAAGGGCAGUAGGAGAAGGAGAGGGUUCCUGUCGCACCAAAACUAACACACCCAAGAAAGUUCUCCUUUGAAACUGAUGGUAGUGAUGAAAUCUUCCAUCCAGUAAUGUGCAAUAUUUGUAAUACAAAAGUUGCUGUGUAUGAUAAGGAUGAAGUUUAUCAUUUUUUCAAUGUUGUGACAAGUUAUUAAGCCAUGCUACAUAUUUUCUGUGAAUGAAAAAUCUGUAUAUUUUUUUGUUUAAAAUGUAAUCCCCAGAAAAGAUUAAUUAUAUAACCUUAGUUUGGCAGAUGUAACCAGGUGGUCCAUGUAUUGUAUGUUUAUAGUUUGCCCUUUAUAGUAUGAUUAAAAUAAGAUAUUUUU